AUGAAAAAUGUGCUCAUUAAGGAUAAACUUGUUCCAAAUAUUGAUUCUACUACAAAUGUUGAUUCUAUUGCAGACAUUUCUACUGAUGAUAAUUUUGAUGAUGCUGGUUUAAAUGAUGAUAAAAAUGUUGAUUUAGAUGAUGACGAUGAUGAAAACAACGACGAGGACGACGAGGACGAUGAUGAUGACAAAGAUAGUGACGAUCAAGAGGGAGAAAGAAACAAUAUUAAUGAUGGUCUUGUUGAGGUAAAUUUGAAUGCCCCAUGUCCUAAAAAUAGAACUUUUGAUGAUGCAUACAUAUGUAAUGUUCCUGAUGCUAGUACUGCAACUCACACUCUUAAAGAUAACCAUUUACCACUUCCUCGUGUAUCCCCUAGUGAUCAUUGUAAUGAUAGAAGUCAUGUUAGUAGUACACCAAGCUCAAAUUAG
This is a messenger RNA of Humulus lupulus (European hop), 429 nucleotides long. RefSeq lists its product as uncharacterized. The transcript has a single exon. Bases 1 to 429 code for a protein of 142 amino acids. NCBI's taxonomy places the organism in Eukaryota, Viridiplantae, Streptophyta, Magnoliopsida, Rosales, Cannabaceae. The record is from RefSeq and is a predicted model, not a curated record.